Molecule: messenger RNA, 2096 nt
Organism: Crotalus tigris (Tiger rattlesnake)
Lineage: Eukaryota; Metazoa; Chordata; Lepidosauria; Squamata; Viperidae
Gene: SNX11
Product: sorting nexin 11
Exons: 8
Coding region: 261-956 (231 amino acids)
Biological process (GO): intracellular protein transport
Molecular function (GO): phosphatidylinositol binding
Source: RefSeq, a predicted model, not a curated record
AAAAGCGGGAAGGUUGCAAAGUAAGCGGAAAGCUGGCGGCAGGGUCCAGGGUCUGAAAGACAAGAAUUAGCAGAAUAGCCCAUUAUUUGAUUUUAAGAAAAUGCAGGAAUAGUGAGAGGGAAAAAUGAAGUUGGUCAGGUGCACAGGUAAACAGAUUCCAAAAGCUGCUACUUCUGCCAUGUAGGAUAUUAACCAGAAGGAAGCAAUUUUUAUCUGCUGCAGCAUUCUUUUGAUGUUUCCCUCUAAGUUAUGAAAGUAGGAUGUUAGAAUAUCAAGAACAAGAGGAGCUGACUACUGUGCGUGUCCAAGAUCCUCGAAUACACAAUGAGGGCUCAUGGAAUUCUUAUGUGGACUACAAAAUAUUUCUCCAUACCAAUAGUAAAGCUUUCACAGCCAAGACAUCUUGUGUGCGCAGACGAUAUCGUGAGUUUGUGUGGUUAAAGAAACAGCUGCAAAAAAAUGCUGGCUUGGUGCCUGUCCCAGAACUUCCAGGGAAAUCCACUUUCUUCGCAGGUAACAAUGAUGAAUUUAUUGAGAAACGAAGACAAGGAUUGCAACAGUUCUUGGAGAAGACAGUACAGAAUGUUGUACUCCUUUCAGAUAGCCAGCUGCACCUUUUUCUACAAAGCCAGCUCUCUGUACCAGAAAUUGAAGCUUAUGUGCAGGGUCGAGGCCCUAUGAGUGUCACUGAUGCUAUUCUCCACUAUGCCAGGUCCAACUGUGGUUGGAUUCAGGAGGACAGUCAUUCAGCUUUGCUGGCUGUGCAUGACUUUGGCAACAGUUUUGAUGAAGAAAGCCAGUUUGUCCAAAGCUCCAUAGAACCACUCCCUCAUUGGAGUGAUGUCAGCAUAGAUGACAACAAAUUGGAGAGUCCGUGUUCUGAGGAAGAUGACCAUCAACCAACAGGACUGCUGCAGGCUAGUUCCACAGCAUCAGAUCAUCACAUCAACAAUUAGAAUAAAAAAGCCCAUUCAGGAUGUGCUUGAAGCUCAGCAUUAACUUUUGUCACUUUGGAUUAUUAGAACUCCAGGCACAAGUGUUUGGAUUAUCUCUAUGGCUUGGGUGUGAACAAGCCUGGACCAGUGAAAUGUUUGAACAGUUAGAAUUGAGGCUUAUGAAUGCAGAAGUGGUUUUCAGGUAUCCUUUUUUCCUGUUCUUCCAUCUUGAUCCUCCCUCAAGUCUUCCUCAACUUUUUGCAUACUUUGACAAAUUAUCCUGUACAGAAAAUUGCUCUGGCUUGUUGACUACGUUCUCUCCCCGCAUCCUCCAUAUCUAUAACUGAUAAUUUUUGUUGCCAAAAUCCAGCUGUCUUUUGUAUCAAAACUAUUUGCCUGUAAUACAACUUCUUUUUAAGGUGGUGCCAGAAAGCGCACCUGCUUGCCAUGGAUGCCAAAUCCACAUCUGAGUUCCUUGGUAGAUAUACACAGCUGGGCCAAAUAACCAGACUCUCUCCCCAAUUUAUUAUUGCCGAAGCUGCUAAGAGGAGUAUGUUAUAAACAUACAAGGGAAACAAGGAAUGAUAGUCUGUAUUCUUCUUAGUUGUUAGGUGCAUAUCUUGAGAAGAGUCCUGCUAUAUUUCAUUGCUUUGACACAGCACACAAUUUGACAUGGAGACAGUAAUAAACCCCACCUAUAUACUAAAUAAGAAUUGUACCUAUCUGCCUCUAAGUUCUCUUAUUCAUUGCUAUAGGAGCAGUAAAACAGCAAUUCUAUAAGUCUAGAUAUUUCAAUUUGCAGAUUUUUUUAUUUGACUUGUCUGAUCUUUGAGCAAAAUAUUAAUAGAAUUGAAAUCAAUGGACUCUGAAGAGCUGGAAGAUCUUGCUUGAGAUGUUUUAAUCCCCCCCCCCUCCAUUUCCACACACUACACAAUAGAAGUUAAGUAAAUAGACUCAUGUUGUCUCUCUCCCAGUUUUUGUCCUUUAAACUGGGUAGGGAAACAAAUAAGGCAAUUUUUGGCACAAUAAAUUUUUAUCCUAUGGGCAGUGGCUUUUUUUUUAGCUAAAGUACUUAAAGGUUUUUUUGUCUUCUUUGUGUUCCCUUCUUUUGUGAUAAUCUCAACAAAUGUACAUGAAAGCAAAAUAAUUAUUACUUAAAAA